Molecule: messenger RNA, 684 nt
Organism: Strongylus vulgaris
Lineage: Eukaryota; Metazoa; Nematoda; Chromadorea; Rhabditida; Strongylidae
Source: the annotation of a GenBank genome assembly
AUGGUGCGAGGCGCUCUUGAGGCUACGUUCCUCAUGUCCAUUGGUUUUGUGUUCCUACUUCUUUUCGUGAUUGCUGUUAUAUGGCGUCAGAGUUCUCUUCGAGCAACACCUUUUCUCGUGGCUGUUACAUUGUUGACUCCAUUUUUGGCAACAGUAUCAGCAUUCGGCUUACUAUCUUGGUUACGAUACCCAAUCUAUUCGAUGCAGUGCGUUACGCCUUUUCUGGUUUUGGGAAUCGUGGCUGUUACAUUGUUGACUCCAUUUUUGGCAACUGUAUCAGCAUUCGGCUUACUGUCUUGGUUACGAUACCCAAUCUAUUCGAUGCAGUGCGUUACGCCUUUUCUGGUAUUGGGAAUCGGAGUCGACGACGCAUUUAUACUCAUACACCGUUGGAAGCAUCGUUCAGACGUUUCAGAUCAUGCAGCGAGAUUGACUAAAGUCAUUGUUGAUGUUGGUCCUUCGAUCACCAUCACAUCACUUACGAAUAUCAUCGCAUUUGGAAUCGGGUCUUUUACGCCGACACCACAGAUGUCAUUGUUCUGCUUAGCCACCUCUGUCGCCUUACUCAUCGAUUACAUCGUCACCUACACCAUUCUAGCACCAGUUGUCUAUCUUUGCAGCGAUAAGAAGGAAUAUCAACCAGCGCUGCCUACAAAACCUACUGGAAGCGAUUACCUAAGCAAG